UCCUCUCCCGAAGUCGUUGCCAUCCAUCCACGCUGGACAUGUUGGACUAGUCGCUGUGUGCACGCGCGCGUGUAUGAGUGUGAGUGGAGGAGGAGGGGGCUCGACCAACUAUGUGGAUGAGGCCGCGCUGCACGUCGUUACGCCCCUGCACGCUCCAAGUCAGACGGCUCCUUCUCGUCGCGUCUUCUCGUCUGCCGGCUGCCUCUCUUUCAGCACCACUCCUUUAAGGACAGCAGCGCACACCCCCUUCCGCCGUCCUCCCAUCCUUCCAUCUAGCCCUCCUUCUUCCUCUUCUUCUUCAUCCAUCCGUCCAUCCUCUACCCUCGGGAUCAUUUACUCGCCAGCGAGCGCAUCGGAUGCAAACAUUUCCAGUCAAGACGCACAAAAAAGUGCAAGGAAUAACUUUUUGGGGAUUUAUUUCCACCGGGAAGACAACAUAAUCAACUUUAACCGGGGGGACCGAGAAGCUGCGUGACCCGAACCGGUGCUGCUUAAGUGGUGCCCUUCCUCCUUCUCAUCCUCUUCCUCCUCCACCUCAUUCCUUCGUCCCCGACGCCAACAUGGCCACGAACGGGACCAAAGCGUCGGACGGCCACGUCCUCACGGAGACCGUGAGCGAGCCGCCGACGAGCACGGCCAACGACAAACCCAAAACGCUGGUGGUGAAGGUGCAGAAGAGCAAAAAGGACAUACCCGAGAGAGAAACAUGGGGCGGAAAAUUUGACUUCUUGCUCUCGUGUGUGGGAUACGCAAUCGGACUCGGGAAUGUGUGGAGAUUUCCUUAUUUGUGUGGAAAGAACGGAGGAGGAGCCUUCUUGAUUCCCUACUUUUUGACCUUGAUAUUUGCUGGCAUGCCCCUCUUCUUUCUGGAGACGGCUCUGGGUCAGUACACGUCUAUUGGGGGGCUCGGAGUGUGGAAGCUGGCUCCCAUGUUCAAAGGUGUCGGUCUGGCGGCUGCUGUUCUCUCCUUCUGGCUUAACAUAUAUUACAUUGUCAUCAUUUCCUGGGCUAUUUACUAUCUGUACAACUCCUUCACCGCUGAUCUGCCAUGGCAGACUUGUGGUAAUUCUUGGAACACAGACCGCUGCUACACCAACUACAGCAUCCCCGACACCAGGAACCUCACAAGCGCCGUGGUGGAGUUCUGGGAACGCAACAUGCACCAGCUGACCGAUGGCCUGGAGAAGCCCGGAGAAGUCAGGAUCCCGCUGGCCAUCACCCUGGCCAUCGCCUGGGUGCUGGUCUAUUUCUGCAUCUGGAAGGGGGUCAGCUGGACCGGCAAAGUGGUGUACUUCUCAGCCACAUACCCUUACUUUAUGCUGUUCAUCCUGUUUUGUCGAGGGAUCAGUCUGCCUGGAGCUAUAGAUGGAAUCCUCUUCUACAUCACACCAGACUUUGAAAAACUGAAGGAGUCUGAGGUUUGGUUGGAUGCUGCCACUCAGAUCUUCUUUUCCUACGGCCUGGGAUUGGGCUCUCUGAUCGCACUGGGUAGCUACAACCCCUUCAACAACAAUGUAUACAGAGAUUCUAUCAUUGUCUGCUGCAUCAACUCCUUCACCAGCAUGUUCGCGGGCUUUGUCAUCUUCUCCAUUGUGGGAUUCAUGGCCAACGUGACAAAGAGACCCAUUGCUGAUGUGGCAGCCUCAGGACCUGGCCUGGCAUUUUUGGCUUAUCCCGAGGCUGUCACCCAGCUGCCAGUCUCCCCUCUGUGGGCCAUCCUCUUCUUCUCCAUGCUGCUAAUGCUAGGAAUCGACAGCCAGUUCUGCACCGUGGAAGGCUUCAUCACCGCCCUGGUGGACGAGUUCCCUCAUAUUUUGCGGAAGCGCAGGGAGAUUUUUAUCGCCAUUGUCUGCCUCAUCUCCUACAUCAUUGGACUGUCUAACAUCACACAGGGUGGCCUGUACGUGUUUAAGCUCUUUGACUACUACUCAGCCAGCGGGAUGUGUCUGCUCUUCCUUGUCUUCUUCGAGUGCGUCUCCAUUUCGUGGUUCUACGGCGUGAAUAAGUUCUACGACAACAUCGAGGAAAUGGUUGGCUACCGGCCCUGUCUGUGGUGGAAGGCCUGCUGGGUUGUUUUCACGCCGCUCAUUGUGGCCGGAGUGUUUCUGUUCAGUGCAGUGCAAAUGGUACCCCUCACCAUGGGCGACUACGUGUUCCCAGCCUGGGGUCAGGGUGUCGGGUGGUUAAUGGCCCUCUCCUCCAUGAUCCUCAUCCCUGGCUACAUGGGCUACAUGUUCCUCACACUCAAAGGCACAUACAAAGAGCGUCUGAGGAUGAUGAUCAAGCCGGUGGUGCUGGUGAAGGCUCAGGAAAACGGCCCCGAGCAGCAGACGGAAAGCCAGAACCAGAACCCCGCCACCGAGGAGGCGUACAUCUAAAACCUCGUGAGCGUCUCUCUUGUCUCAGUGGUCCUCCGUCGGGCUCCGAACACGCCCCACAAGAAGCGGAAUCAAGGUUGGGAACGACCACCAGACGUCCACGUCUGCUUUCAUUCACCUACCUCCUGGGGACAUGUGAGACCAACCUGAGCACAUUUAUUAUUAUUAUCAUAUUAUUAUUAUGAAAUCUUUUUUUUUUUUUUUAAUUUUUUUUUUUUAUUCUUGUACCAUAUGGAGGAAACUACCCAGCCAACGUGUUGUGUAAUUAUAAAGUUCAUCAUGCAAAAAAAAAAAAAAAAAAAAAAAAAAACAUUUAAAAAAGAUAUUUUAGCAAAAAGUAUGAGUUAGGAAAUAAAACUAUAUGAAAAUAUAUUGUUUUAAUCCGGAGGCCUGCACUGACUCAACAGUUUACCUGUUGGACUACAAUUACUGUACAAAGACAAAUAUCGGGUUCAAUGCAUUUUUGCUUGCACAUUUAGUAAAUACAUGAAAUAGAUGCCGUGUUUUAGGUGAGAUUUCAAAUUAAAUAUAUGGAAGUGGAAAGCGAAUGGGGCCAAAUAUGAUUCAUCCAGAGUAUUCAUUUCAAAAGUUUCCCAGCCACGUCUGGGGGCUUACACCUUUGAAAAGCACAAGAACAGUUUGACAAGUUUGAAAAAAAAAAUAAAAAUGUACUUCAGUAGGAUAUGUAGCAAAAGACUGUCAUCACUGCUGACAGUUUGGUCUUGUUUUUCUGAAGAACAAUUACUGUACAGCGUGUUGUCGGAAUCCUUUGUUUUGUUUUUUUGUAGAAUAACUUCGAGGUAGUUUUGUAUAUUUGAGACAGAGAAGGACCAAACACAAGCACACGCCAGUUUGAACAUUACAGGUGCAAAGUCAAUAAUAGCAUGCUGUAAAGUGGCCACCUCUCGCAGCCUGUCGAUCAUGGCGACAUCCCAUUGUGUACUAUAAUUCUGCAAGCAUCCAGUUCAGAGUGUGAAAUUGUCCUCGAGCAGGGCUGUGACUGACUAUAUGAUGGGUUUCUAUGACACGUACACUAUAUUUAGGAACCCACUCCUCAGGAACAAAGGUGGAUGUGACCAAAUGCUCCCGGAUGUGAUACGCUGAAGCAGUUUGUGUUAUAUAAAUACAUAUUAUAAAAAAGAGGUAUACGGUAGUUCCUCAUUAAAUGGCCGCAGAUGAGGAAGAAGUGUGUAUUAAUGGAGAGGCCUUUAUUUGUACAAACAUAUUUUUUUCCAAUGAUAUUAAACAAUGAUUAUGAGCGUAGUAUUUAUUAAAAUGUAUAUCAUGUGAAAAUUCAGUUUAUAUCAAUAUAAAAAGGACUAUUAUGCAUAAACAGCUAGAACCCAGGCCAGACUGGGCAAAACAAAACAUAAAUGCAUAUAACAUUGUGAAGUGACCUGAACAUAACGGAACAUAAACACUGACAACAUUAUGGCGUGAUGGCAUUAGUGUUAAAAAAAAAUGCCAUCUCCACAUAAAAGAACAUAAACAUUGCGGAGCGACUCACAUAAAAGCACAUAAACAUGGCUGCUCACAACAUUGCGGAGCGACUGCAUGUUAGACUACUGUAAUGCUAACUGUCGCUAAAGUCCUUGUCUCUAUGUAACAUUAUAUCAUCUUUCAUAAUGUGAGGGGAACUAGUUUACAACAUUGUGGAGUGACCACGUGUCAGAAUAAAAAUGUCAUCUCCACACGACAGAACAUGAAAAUGGACACGCAAAACAUUGUGAAGUGACUAACUCUCACUGUCUGCUAGAAUGCUAGUCCUUGUUAAAGACGCAACUGUCUCAACUCAACAUGAGACGGAUUGUUUUUUUUUUUCUGUAGGUGCUACUGUUUUGGUUAGCAACAGAGUUAAAACAGUUUGGGCUAAGGCUUUAGGUUCCGUGUGUGAACAAUAGACAUCUAAUUGAGGAACAUGUUUAUUAAUCUCAAGUGGGUAUUUGAGGUACGGCCACUAUUUGAGGAAAUACACAGUAAUGAAAAUGUCACCUUCUCUACGAAAAAUCUGACCUGUGAUCUUUGAAAAACAGAUCCAAAUCUUGUGUGUCUUUGUGUGGGUGUGCGUGUGAACUGCGAUGGAGAGAGGUGAUUUCCACAGUGGUUGGAAUCCGUCGAAAUCCUAGGGACUCCUUUUCGUAGGCUAAAGGAAAACCUAUUAUUACAUAUCAAGUUAUCACGGCAAUAUGAAGUAAAGAAAUAAAGGACUGACUUUUUUGUGAGCGAUUGCAAGUGUAUUACCUGAAUUUUCCCUCUGGGGAUCAAAAAAGAAUAUCUUGUCUUAUCUUAUUACUGUAAAGACAGAGUUUAAGAAAUAAAUAUUGAGUAUAUAAUUAUAAUAAGAUAUGCUUUUGUGGCAGCUACAUGCGACAGGAAUCAGGUUGAAUCCCUCCCGUUCGGUUCUUUUUUUAUUUAUGUAUUUUCUUUCAAAGUAUGUAAAUGAAAAUGCGCAACAACGACGACGAAGGAUUCGGUGCGUUUUUUGUACAAAGUUACCAUACUGCAGUUUUCUCUCUUGAAUGAUGUUGUAAACUGGACUGUGUAAUACAUGUAUCCGUGAAUGUCCGUACAACCUGACUUUUUUUUUCUCUUUUCUUCUGUCGAUUCAAUGUGGAACAAAAAAAGGAACAGAAAAAGAAAGUGUAUGAUUUGCUGUUUUCCGCAAUAAUAUUAUCAUCUCGGAAAAACUAAAGCACAUUUCUCUCUCCGCUGUACAAACGAUCAUAACAGAAUAGAGUAAUACUGAAGAUGAUAAUAAAAAUGUAAUAGAAAUGUCUAGUCAGAGAAUAUUGUUUUGUAUAUUUUUAGCUGUUUCUUGAGCCUGAUGUAAAAUAUUAUAUGUAAAAAAAUAUAUAUAAUAAAUGUCUUUAGAUGUGUUCUAUGAAAAAGCAUGAUUGCAAUAUAUGUUAUCUGCAAAAAUAAAUAAAGACCUCUAGAUUAUAA
Messenger RNA from Phycodurus eques (leafy seadragon), 5321 nucleotides. It is a transcript of the gene slc6a1b, whose product is annotated as solute carrier family 6 member 1b. The transcript is spliced from 15 exons. Gene Ontology annotation, molecular function: gamma-aminobutyric acid:sodium:chloride symporter activity. Lineage: Eukaryota; Metazoa; Chordata; Actinopteri; Syngnathiformes; Syngnathidae. Gene Ontology annotation, biological process: neurotransmitter transport; sodium ion transmembrane transport. The record is from RefSeq and is a predicted model, not a curated record. Gene Ontology annotation, cellular component: axon; cell surface; plasma membrane. Bases 561 to 2378 code for a protein of 605 amino acids.